Messenger RNA from Triticum aestivum (bread wheat), 1684 nucleotides. Its product is annotated as 28 kDa ribonucleoprotein, chloroplastic-like. The record is from RefSeq and is a predicted model, not a curated record. The transcript is spliced from 2 exons. Gene Ontology annotation, molecular function: mRNA binding. NCBI's taxonomy places the organism in Eukaryota, Viridiplantae, Streptophyta, Magnoliopsida, Poales, Poaceae. Bases 1159 to 1653 code for a protein of 164 amino acids.
CUCGCUUCCGUCUGCUCCUCGAUCUAUCCAUCUCCAAUUGUCGCUCGACCCCCGCCGCCAUGGAGCAGUCCAGGUGGCCGGACCUCCUUCCCGACGUGCUCCGUGACAUCUCCGGCCGCCUUUGCGACGCCGUCGACUUCCUCGGUUUCCGGGCCGUCUGCAGGCCGUGGCGGGACUCAUCGAAGCCGAUCCACUCCUUCCCACCGUGGCUCCUCGCCACGCCCGAGAAUGACUCGGUCCCGCUAAGGUUCAGGUGCGUCUUCUCCAAGUCUAGCUACCGCGCGUCGCUGCCGACGUCCGGAGGCGGGAGGAGGAUCUGGCUGCCUACUCCCGAUGCAGCCGCCAUCCGGUACAUCACCAUCGAACGCCUCCACCCUAGACUACAUGAUCCUCUCUCGCACUGGAGCAAUCACCCGCCUGCCUCUCUUCCCGCCCACAUACUGUGUGGACGGCCAAUGGGAGGAAAAGAUCCUCCAAGGCGCUGUCUACUGCGAUGGCAGCACUUUUCUAUACGGUUUUUCUGUCGUUGAUGAUGGCCUAACAACCAGGUUCAGGGCGGCACUCCUCCUUCCCGGCGAAGCAGACUGGACGCUCGUGGAGAGGAAUCUAGAGAAUCCCUGUAUGCGGGGAGAGUAGUACCCCUCGCGCGAUGGCGGCAGGAUCCUCGACACUCAUGAUGGAUAUAUCCGGGUCAAUGUUGAGGGAGAGUAUUGUGCCGCGUACCAUGGCAGCAGGAUCCUGGUUACUGUUGGGCCUAGCCUAUGGCGCAUCAUUACACCGGAUGGCGGCGACCAUGACGACGUGCUAGUCGCAACGGCGCGGGAGGCGGUGGGGUCAUAUCGCUACUUGGUGGAACAAUACAACCAUGUCCUAGAGUCCCGCGGAGAGCUUUUGUGGGUGUCAGCCCAGGUCGAGAUGUAUUAUGCCUGGGCCUAUGAAUUUCGUGUAUGCCCGCACUCCGUGUCGGUACACGUGCUAGAGGAGGAGGCGUCGGUGCCUAAGAAGACACGGUGGGUGAGAAAGGAAGGUCAUAGCUUGGCUGACCGCGUGUUGUUCUUGGGGUCGCCUAACAGCUUUGCCGUGGACGCCUCCCUGCUGGGCGGUCAUGGUGGAUGCGCCUACUUCAUCUAGCACAACGAUGGUAAGGAGUCGCUACGUAUGCAGUAUGGAGUGCUUAGGUACAACCUCGUCACUAAUAAGGCCGAGUUCAUUGAGCGGCUGCCUCUUGGAUGGGAUGGCAAGAAGUGCACCUGGCUCGUCCCCCUGCCCGACAAGGCUCCAAUUAAGAAAAUCACUAAGAAGUCAAAGAAGGCAUGUGCCAUCAAGCACCAGCAGCAGCUUACUAGUUCAACACCCUUCAUUCACAUUGAGAGACAUUACGAGCCUUGUUUCAAGGUGUUGGUUCGUAAUCUGCCUCUUACCGUGAAGAGCUCUCAGCUGCAAGUCUUCUUCAGCAACCACGGCAAAGUGUCUAGCGCCAAAGUAAUCUAUCACAAGAAGACCAAACGCUCCCAGGGUAUUGGUCACGUAACCAUGUCGACCAUGCAUGCCCAUCUAGACGAUGCUCUAGAUGCUCUUGAUGACCUGGUUCUGGAUGGUUGCCGUCUCGAUGUUAGCUUGGUCAAGAAGGGGCGGAGGCGGUGGCGGCAAUAAUUAGAUCAGAUUUGAUUUGGGAGAAUGACAC